Messenger RNA from Lecanosticta acicola, 1566 nucleotides. The record is from the annotation of a GenBank genome assembly. Lineage: Eukaryota; Fungi; Ascomycota; Dothideomycetes; Mycosphaerellales; Mycosphaerellaceae.
AUGGAGCCCGGUCCUUUCAACAAGUUACUGGAAGAAUACGGGCUCUCGCACGACGAGGCGUUCGCUAUCGCCAGAGUACUUGUGGCGACUGGCUCCCACGAUUCAGAACAAAUGUUUCUGGGCAAGAAAAUGCUGCUCACUCUGUCACGUGUUGGACACGCCUAUUCCACCAUGACCAUCGUCGCACAGGCCGUGUUGCAGGCCAAGAGGAAGCCGGGGGUUCUGAAGAGCUCGGAGAUCGCCUUCUCGCGAGCCCAUCUGAGACAACUCGUUUCCGAAGGUUCUAGUUACAAAGCCAUGGUAGUGGAAGGCAACGUCGCGAAUGCAGAGGGCGACGAAAAUCGUGCAAUCAGCCUAUGGACCCAGGCCAUGGCUGCCGCGGUUGAGGAAUCGGAGGCAGAGGCAAUGGCGCGGGGAAAGUCAGGCAACGCAAGAGACCCCAACAAUCCCACUCUCGCCGAAUAUCUCGUGUCCCAGCUUCAACUGUCUUCUCCAUGGAUCGAACUUUUGCUAGUCCAUAUGGACCGGAGCAAACGUCGAGGCUUGGAUUGGGCACAUGAAAUUGCCCAGUGCGAGUGGGCAAUGAGAAUUGGCUGUGAACAGAGCGAUCCUGACGCACAUUAUUAUGCCGCAACGUACAAUACCACACAAGAUGGAUACAGCAGCGAAUGGCUCUAUCACAUAACCAAAGCUGCAAGCUCUGGACAUUGGAAAGCUGCACAUGAGCUCGCCGAAUUUUACACCAAUACCGGGUGGAAGUACCUGGACGACGAGCCUCCCGAUGACAUGAAGCCCACACCAUUUGACUCGUAUCCCGCCGGCAGGCCUGCGUCAUGGUGGGAAAAAGCCCUUGAGUUCGUUGGACUAAAACAGACUUCAACUCGAGACUCGAAACGAGAUUUGUUCCACACAGCUGCCUAUCCUAGCAGCGACGCUGGUCGUUUUCGACUUGCUAUGAUGUGGCUUGAAGUCCCUUUGCGGCAACACUAUGCGCCAUCGUUCCUACACAAAGCGAAAAUGUGCAUGGAGAAAAGACUGUGGUCAAAGUCUAACACGCCAAAAUCAGCUUUGCAGCUCAGAGAUGAUCGCUAUGCGUACGCCUCACGCGAAGACUACGAGAAGGGCAAGCUCAUAGACGAGCGAUGGGAAUAUGAAUCUGAGGAUGAUCGAGAAGCACGUAAGCCAAGCCUUAAAACAUCCUCACCGGAGCCAGAGGGCGAGCCGAAUCCUUACUACGACCUUGAAGAGGCCAAGAAGGCUCUUCGGGAAGUCUUUUGGGCAUACCGAGCUCACGAGAUGGUCAAAAAGGACCUCGCGACAUACGAGUCCAGGCGUUUACGAGGCUUGUCGACCAAGGGCUUAGUUGAAGAGGACUUUUUGCAAGAGUCUCUCUAUCGACGGGCCCCGUUUCACGUGUGGAAGUGGCUUGUUUUCCCGGAAGUCAGGGACAAAUACUUACCUAUCAUUGAACGAAUAUACUCGGAAGCGAAGGGAAUUUGCGAUUCUGAGGGAUGGGAUCUGUACGAUGAGCAUAAUGCAUUGGUGUAUAAAGCGCGGCGCAAGUAA